Molecule: messenger RNA, 4218 nt
Organism: Perca fluviatilis (European perch)
Lineage: Eukaryota; Metazoa; Chordata; Actinopteri; Perciformes; Percidae
Product: histone deacetylase 4-like
Exons: 27
Coding region: 648-3926 (1092 amino acids)
Biological process (GO): negative regulation of transcription by RNA polymerase II; chromatin organization
Cellular component (GO): histone deacetylase complex
Molecular function (GO): histone deacetylase activity
Source: RefSeq, a predicted model, not a curated record
UCGUGCCCCUCCUCGGGAUGAGUGUGUGUAGCUGAGCUGCGCCGCUUUGAUGUUGAUAUUCAGGCAGGGAUGCGAUGCACAGACAGCGUUCAUCAAAACAAUGUCCGGCUGAAGUUUCCACUCCGUUCCGCUUAUCGCUUUCGGCUUCCCCGGUUCUGUUUCUCCGGCUGCUCUUUGAGCCUGAGUCGUAUCUAUUUCUGGUUGGUACCAGUGCCAGACAGCGAGCUGCCUCUCUGGUUGGAGUAGCCAAAUCAAAAGCUUCAUGGGGAUUGGCUGCUGCUGCUGGAAGUUUACUUCCUGUUUCCAGCCUUGAGGAAUUAUUGACAGACCGUCCUGAGUGUUAAAUCAGCCUGAGCGCACGCACGCACACACACACACACACACACACACACACACACACACACACACACACACACACACACACACACGCGCACACACACACACAGUCGGCACAUCCACAGUUUUGGCAGGAUAAUAGCCUCCUGAUUGCCACCCUGUAAUCACAUCUGCACUCGGGCAAACACACAACUGUUCUGCAGUACAACACACCAAGCCGGGCAAACACACAACUGUUCUGCAAUACACACACCAAGCCGGGGGCUCAUCUGCCGUACUGCGCGGGCACGCACCCGCCCCACCUGUCAGCGAUGACAUCACACAGCCACCAAGAGGGGAUCCUGGGAAAGGAGCAGCCGCUGGAGCUUCUGAAGACAUCGGCGCUCAACCACAUCCCAACAGUGGACAUCAACUCGGCGCUGCCCCUGCGUCUCCCUCCAGCCGCCAUUCCCAUGGACCUGCGCGUGGACCAUCACCAGCAGCAGCAGCAAGUGUCCUCGCUCUCCCCGUCCAGUCCAGGCCCGGCCGGCGGCGGCGGCGGCGGUGGCGGCGUGGUGGGGGCCUCGGUGCGCGAGCAGCAGCUGCAGCAGGAGCUGCUGACCCUGAAGCAGAAGCAGCAGAUCCAGCGGCAGAUCCUCAUCGCCGAGUUCCAGCGGCAGCACGAGCAGCUGUCCCGCCAGCACGAGGCCCAGCUCCAGGAACACAUCAAGCAGCAGCAAGAGCUUCUGGCAUUGAAGCACCAGCAGGAGCUGCUGGAGCACCAGAGGAAGAUGGAGAACCACCGUCUGGAGCAGGAGCUGGAGAAGCAGCAGAGGGAGCAGAAGCUGCUGCUGCUGAAGAACAAGGAGAGGGGACAGGAGAGUGCAGUGGCGAGUACUGAGGUGAAGAUGCGGCUCCAGGAGUUUGUCCUGAACAAGAAGAAGGCGCUGGCCCAGCGGAGCCUCAACCAAGGAGGCCUCCACAAUGACGCUCCCUACUGGUACCGAAAAACCCAGCACAGCUCCCUGGACCAGAGCUCGCCUCCACAGACUGGUGUGUCCACCUACAACCACCCUGUGCUGGGUGUCUACAACCCCCGGGAUGACUUCCCACUGCGAAAGACUGCCUCGGAGCCCAACCUGAAGCUGCGCUCCAGGCUGAAGCAGAAAGUAAGCGAGCGGAGGAGCAGUCCACUGCUGCGUCGUCGAGACAGCCCCAUCACCACCGCCAAGAAACGCUCACUCGACAUGGCAGACUCUGCGUGUAGCAGCGCCCCCGGCUCAGGCCCAAGCUCCCCAAAUAACAGCUCCAACAACAUCCCCAAUGAGAACGGCAUCACUGUGUCAGUCUCCAACAGUAUGGAGACGUCUCUGGCCCAGAGGCUGUGCGGCGGUGCUGAGCGCGGCUCCAUUAACCAGCUGUCCCUCUACACUUCACCAUCUUUACCCAACAUCACCCUGGGGCUGCCCGCCACUGCCACGUCCACCGCUGCUUCCAAUGUGACUUCGGCCCAGCAGGAUGGAGGUCUGCAGCCGGCCCUCUCCCUCAGCCCUCCCUUCCUCUCCGGCGGCCACUUGACCCCCUACCUGGCUGAGGCCGGAGCGGGAACAGGCGGGCACGGCGCGCACAGUCCACUGCUUCAACACAUGGUGCUCAUGGACCAGAGCCCGGCACAGAGCCCCCUGGUGACAGGUGUGAGCGGCCUGUCCAUGUCGCCAGCAGCAUCCAUGGCCAAGCUGCAGCGGCAGCACCGGCCACUGGGGCGGACCCAGUCGGCCCCUCUGCCCCAAGGGAGCGCCGCGCAGGCUCACGCCCAAGCCCUGGCCCUGCAGCAGCUGGUGGUGCAACAGCAGCACCAGCAGUUCCUGGAGAAGCACAAGCAGCAGUUUCAGCAGCAGCAGCUCCACCUCAACAAGAUGAUGACCAAGCCCAGCGAGUCACCCGUGGGCCGCCAGCACCAGAGCCACCCGGAGGAGACGGAGGAGGAGCUGAGGGAACACCAGGACGGUGGGGCUCUGCCGCCGGGGGUCACCAUCAAGCAGGAGCCCCCCGACCCGCAGGAGCUGCAGGAGGAGGCGCUGCAGCAGCACAUGGAGCGGGAUAGGCAGGUGGAGCAGGAGCUGCUCUUCAGACAGCAGGCCCUGUUGUUGGAGCAGCAGCGCAUUCAUCAGCUGAGAAACUACCAGGCCUCGAUGGAGGCCGCCGGCCUGUCCAUCUCCUUCCCGGGACACCGCCCCCUGUCCAGGGCCCAGUCGUCUCCGGCCUCAGCCUCCUCCUUCCCGAUCAGCGUCCCGGCCCCCGAUCCUCCCGCCAAGCCCCGCUUCACCACAGGCCUGGUGUACGACUCUCUCAUGCAGAAGCACCAGUGUAUGUGUGGAAACACCAACAGUCACCCGGAGCACGCAGGCCGGAUUCAGAGCAUUUGGUCUCGGCUGCAGGAGACCGGACUCAGAGCGCAGUGUGAGUGUAUCCGUGGGAGGAAGGCCACUCUGGAAGAGCUGCAGACAGUUCACUCUGAAGCCCACGUCCUGCUGUACGGAACCAACCCUCUCCGACAGAAACUUGAUUGUUCGGUCACUCCCAUGUUCGUGCGGCUACCGUGCGGAGGGUUGGGGGUGGACAGCGACACCAUUUGGAACGAGGUCCACUCCUCCAGUGCGGCGCGACUCGCUGUCGGCUCCGUGGUGGAGGUGGUUUUCAAAGUGGCUACCGGAGAGCUCAAGAAUGGUUUCGCUGUGGUCCGCCCUCCUGGACACCACGCAGAGGAAAGCACUCCCAUGGGUUUCUGCUACUUCAACUCGGUGGCCAUCGCAGCCAAACUGCUGCAGCAGAGGCUCAACGUCAGCAAGAUCCUCAUCGUGGACUGGGACGUUCACCAUGGCAACGGCACCCAGCAAGCGUUCUAUGAUGACCCCAAUGUCCUUUACCUGUCUAUUCAUCGCUAUGACGACGGCAACUUCUUCCCUGGAAGUGGAGCACCUGACGAGGUGGGCAGUGGGCCUGGCGUCGGGUUCAACGUUAACGUCGCUUUCACUGGGGGCCUGGAUCCACCCAUGGGAGACGUAGAGUACCUGGCUGCCUUCAGGUCAGUGGUCAUGCCCAUAGCCAAUGAGUUUGCCCCGGACAUCGUGCUGGUCUCCUCUGGCUUCGACGCCGUGGAGGGACACCCUCCGCCACUUGGCGGCUACACUUUGACGUCCAAAUGUUUUGGUUAUCUGACCAGGCAGCUGAUGACCCUCGCUGGAGGCCGGGUAGUCCUGGCUCUGGAGGGGGGUCACGACCUCACCGCCAUCUGCGACGCCUCGGAGGCCUGCGUGGCCGCCCUGCUAGGCCAAGAGCUGGACCCGCUGCCAAAGGCCACCCUCGAGCAGAGGCCCAACCCCAACGCUGUUCGCUCCCUGGAGAAAGUUUUAGAGACUCACAGCAAGUACUGGUGCUCGGUGCAUCGCUACUCACCGCUGCUGGGACUUUCCCUGCUGGAGGCCAAACGAGGAGACUCCGAGGAGGCUGAAGCUGUCAGUGCCAUGGCCUCUCUGUCCGUGGCCAACACCAACGCCAUGGAUCAGAGCAGGCCCGAGGAGGAGCCCAUGGAAGAGGAGGAACCGCUGUAACGGAGGGAAACGUGAGGGCGUCACACUGUUAAUCAUUUUGACCUCUCCGGAGAAGAGUCUCGACUGAUCCCUUCUUUUAGUCCCACCUAACCCCACUCACCGCGUCAGUCACCUUGAUUGGCAGCCCCCUCGGUCAAAAAACGAGGGAGAGAGUGGGUGGGCUCAGCCUCAAGAGUAGGGAGCCAAUCAGGAGACAGAGGACUGAAUUGGGUGGGGGGAGGAAAAAAAAUUAAACAUAACAGCGCUGCUUGGCGGCACUCGCUCAGAGACACUCAUUAUUGUUUUCUUUCGG